GCAGCAUUUCACUCCGAGUCGACCAUAGUCUUAUUUCAACUGGAUACAGGUUUAUUUGGAUGAUAUAACAGAGUGGGUUCAAUGUCAGACUAGAUGAUGACAACACACUUCUGACAACAUAUUCCCAGAUAUACAGCCAUCAUUCAAAAAGUCAAACUGACUGAAAAUGGCAUCCGCACGAAACGACUCCGAUGAAGGAACUGAUGUGAGGAUUGUGCUGCUGGGAGGUUGUGGAGCUGGAAAGAGUUCAAUGGGAAACGCAAUACUGGGUGCAGAGGUGUUUAAAGAGAGCAGAACCAGAGAGAGCAAGAUACAGAGAGGAAGAGUAGAAGACAGAAACAUCUCCAUCAUCGACACUCCAGGAUUCUUCAACACUCACCUGACUGCUGAAGAGCUGCAGAAUCAGAUGAUGAAGAGUCUGGACCUCUGUUUUCCUGGACCUCAUGUGUUUCUGCUCAUCAUCAACCUGGAGAACUUCACAGACGACCAGAAGAACAUUGUGAAGAAAAUCCUGGACAACUUCGGUCCUCAAGCCUUGAAGUUCACAAUGGUGCUGUUUAUCGGAAAGGAAAAGUUCUCCAGAAGAUCACUGACACAAAUCAUUGACAGUGAAAAAACACAGAAAUUACUGAACUCCUUUGAGGGGAGAUUUUCUGUGAUAAACAGUAAAAAUGAAUGUACGACCAACCAGAUCACACAGCUCUUGACAAGUAUUGAUGGAAUGAUGGCCAGCAAUGGAGGACAAAUCUACAACAAUGAGAUCUACAUGACAAAUAUGAGAAAACACACAAUGGAGAAACAAGAACAAUUUGAAGUAGAAUUGAAGAUAAUGAAACCAAAGGAGGAGAAGAAAGGAUAUGUGAACAUGAAGAAGAACCAGGAAGAAAGGGAAUCAUUGAGGGUGAAAGUAGAAAACCAAGAGGAGGAAGUGAAAAAUAAAAGAGGAGAAGCUAGUUUAAAAGAUCACAGUGAGAGGAGACAAGAGGAUGUCAGAAAGAAAACACAGUAUCUUGGAGGAAAAUAUACUGGAGUUCAGGAAGAUCUUCAGAAACAGAUGGAAAGUCGGCGAGAGAAAGAAAAACAGAGAUGGGAACUUGCAAGAGAUUUGGCAUCAGGAAAUCUACCAAGACAAGCAGAUUUGCGGAUUAUGAUUCUUGGUAAAACUGAUGUGGGAAAGACUACAACGGCGAACACCAUCUUGGGCAGAGAUGGUCUGACUAGUAUAUUAACCUGUGAGAAACAUGAAGCAGUGGUUUCUGGAAGAAACAUCUCAAUAAUUGACACUCCAGGACUCUUAGAUGCCCCAUGGUAUAACUAUAUGCCAGAUGAACGCAAGCGUGACAUUGAGGAAAGCUUAGAAAUGUCUGCUCCGGGUCCUCAUGUGUUCCUGCUGGUCAUCAAACUCAAUGGAAGGCGCUCUGAGGAGGAGAAAAACACUGUGAAAUGGAUUCAGGAGAACUUUGGAGAAGACGCUGUUCAUCACACUUUAGUUCUGUUCACUUAUGUAGAUUUGCUGAGGGCUGAAUCUCUGGAUCAGUAUAUCAGAAGAAGUCCUGAUCUACAGUCACUGAUUGACAGCUGCAGUGGAAGAUUUCACGCAUUCAACGAUCAGGAUAGAAACAACCAAAAACAGGUCACAGAGCUGCUGGAGAAGAUUGAACAACUGGUGAAGGACAACAGUGAACAACAUUAUGACAGGAAGAAUAGCCAUAAGAUGAAAAACGAGAAUAAUCGAGAGACCCUAGAGAGCCACUUAGAUGAACUGCUUAGAGAAACGGGAAAUCUCUUGGGUCUCAUGAUGGGUCUUCAGCUAAGUGAGGUGGAUAUAAAAGUGUCUCUAGCGAGAGCAAUGGCGGAAAGCAAUCUGUCUAAACAAGACUUGAGGAUUGUGCUUCUGGGUUUAGUGGGAUCAGGAAAGAGUUCAACUGGAAACACCAUCCUGGGCAGAGAUGCGUUUAAUGUCAGUCUCAGGUCAGUCACCAAUAGCUGUGAGAAUCAAGCAGCAGUGGUGUGUGGAAAAACCAUCUCAAUCACAGACACUCCACCCAUCAUUCGAGAGCCUCCCAUGUGGUUUUUUCUACAGCAUAGAAUUGAGAAAAGCUUGGAAAUGUCCGCUCCUGGACCUCAUGUGUUUCUGCUGUUGGUGGAUGUGCAGAGAUUCACAGAGGAGAAGGCGAAAGCAGUGAAAUGGAUUCAAGAGAACGUUGAAAAAGACGCUUUAAAUCACACAAUUGUUCUAUUCACUCACACUGAUCUGCUGAAAUCGCAGGUAACAGAAUCUUUAAAGGUGUAUAUCAGAUUGUACGAUGAGCUGAAAUCUCUGCUUGAAAGCUGUGGUGGCAGAUAUCAAUCAUUCAGCAAUGAGGAAACCACAAACCCAUUUCAGGUCAUACAACUGCUGCAGAAGUGUGAUAAGUUAGUGGAGAAAAAUGGAGGAGGGCUCUACACAAAACAAAACAUCUUUAAAACUGACCAGACAACACACAUAAGACAAAACGAUGAUGAUAAAAGUUGUCAAAUACAAUAA
This is a messenger RNA of Danio aesculapii, 2527 nucleotides long. RefSeq names its product GTPase IMAP family member 8-like. Gene Ontology annotation, molecular function: GTP binding. The record is from RefSeq and is a predicted model, not a curated record. Lineage: Eukaryota; Metazoa; Chordata; Actinopteri; Cypriniformes; Danionidae. The transcript has 6 exons. Bases 167 to 2527 code for a protein of 786 amino acids.